CCGUUCCAAGGCAACAAAUGAUUGAGGUGGUACAGCCAAAGUCAUUGAGCAUGUAGGGCGGGUAUAUUACAUAUGGCAAAGCGUGGAGGAAUAAAACAGAGUUUUGUGUUGACCGGCCAACUUCUGUCGGAGCUCGGAGGGAUUGAACUUUGGCAAUGAGCGCAGCUGAUAUGGCGCGCGAAUGUGGGUUUUUGUGAACCCCAAAAUGUCAGGACAAGCUAUAAAAACCCCACACUUAUUUGACAAGCCCUCCUCUCUUAUUAAAGGCAUUUUACAUUUUUGAAAUCCUCCUAUCAAUAGCAUGGUCGUCAAGUGGGAUCAAAAAGCAGCUCUUGCCUCUAUCAAGGAGACCUUCACAGGCAAAGACGAUAUCUUGAAGCAAUCUUUCGAACGAUUGGUUCCAGCCAUGGAGAAAAAGAGAGAGGAAAUCAAAGCGGCUGGUCCCAAUUAUAUCCCUACUUGCGAAUUCCAAGACGUGAUUGACAACAACGGUCGCAUUCCCGACGACGUUGUCAAGCGAGUGCGUGACACCGGCUGCCUUGUCAUUAAGAAUGUCAUUGACGACGAGGAAGUCCUUCAAUACAAAAAAGAGAUUCAAGAAUAUUGGUAUAGCAAUGAGGAACGUACGGGGAAGAAGGUGCGUUCUAUUCAAAACGCAAAAGCUCUGGUCAAGAUGAGACAGCACCCCAACCUUGUCAAGGCAAUGAUUGCUGCCAACUACUUGUGGCAUGAUCCUUCUGGAAAGGCUGAUUGGGUUCCCGACAAGCCUAUGAUGUACAAUGAUGGAUGCCGUAUCCGACUCCCUGGUAACCCAGGAGGCAUGGAUGCCCAUGUGGAUUCAGGUGGUAUUGAUCGAUGGUUCCUUGAUGAUUAUCGUCAGAUCUACGACAAGGUUUGGGAAGGAAAAUGGGAAGAACAUGAUCCAUUCAUCGCCACCCAGCGUGUCGAACUUGAUCAAGCAUCCAACCAAUUGUUCAGAGCUUUCCAAGGAUGGGUUUCGAUGAGCGAAGCUGGCCAAGAAAAGGGUACCAUCCGCCUAUGCCCUACUAUCAGAGAACAAACCGCAUAUUAUCUCCUCAAACCAUUGGUCGACCCUGAGAUCACCGAUAAGAGAUGGCCAUAUCUCCAAAGUAUGGGUCUCAGAGAAGAGCUUUACCCUCUUAUCAAUGAAUGUCUGGUUACCAUUCCUGACGUUCAACCCGGUGACUACGUGCUUUGGCAUUGUGACUUAUCCCAUAGUGUCGAAUAUACACACAAUGGUGAAAAGGACUCUUCCGUAGCUUACAUCCCCGCUGCUCCUAUGUGCUCUCUCAACGCUAAAUACCUUGUAGCUCAACGUAGAACGUUCUUAGAAGGCUCUAGCUGUCCUGAUUUCCAAUUCCGUCAUGAGGACCCUACCUUCGAACCUCUGUUUGAGAACCGAGCAAGUGAAGAGGAUUUGACGGAAGUCGGUAAACAGUUGAUGGGCUUCGCUCCUUAUACCGCUGACGACAACGAUGAUGAAAGAACGAAAGACGUCGUUGCAAAAUGCAAUGCCAUUUUGGGAUUCUAAUCAUCUUGUAUCUAUACAUGGUUCUUGGCCAUACCACACAGUUAUCAUAAUAAAUAUCAUGAAUUUUUUCCUUUGU
Umbelopsis ramanniana AG is the source of this 1628-nucleotide messenger RNA. RefSeq lists its product as uncharacterized. The coding region runs from base 302 to 1552 and encodes 416 amino acids. The transcript has 3 exons. The record is from RefSeq and is a predicted model, not a curated record. NCBI's taxonomy places the organism in Eukaryota, Fungi, Mucoromycota, Umbelopsidomycetes, Umbelopsidales, Umbelopsidaceae.